Molecule: messenger RNA, 257 nt
Organism: Racocetra persica
Lineage: Eukaryota; Fungi; Glomeromycota; Glomeromycetes; Diversisporales; Gigasporaceae
Source: the annotation of a GenBank genome assembly
UAUCAGAUAAUAAAGAAACUGAGGAUAAAACUAUGGAAGAAGAAACUGAGGAAGAUAUUGACGAUGAUACUAAUAGUGAAGAAGUAAAUAAACCUACUAGACCAAAUAUUGAUAAAACUAUUAAAUUAGUUAAAAAUACAAUUUAUAAUGCUCUUUUCAAAUAUUUUGAUACUCCUUCAAAUCCAGCUUUACUUGCUAGUCUCUUAGAUCCUAGAUUUAAGAAAAUAAAAGGAUGGUCAGAAAAUGAAAAAGAAAAA